Messenger RNA from Lutzomyia longipalpis, 1484 nucleotides. RefSeq lists its product as uncharacterized. NCBI's taxonomy places the organism in Eukaryota, Metazoa, Arthropoda, Insecta, Diptera, Psychodidae. The transcript is spliced from 3 exons. The coding region runs from base 218 to 697 and encodes 159 amino acids. The record is from RefSeq and is a predicted model, not a curated record.
UUGAGAGGUGAUACAAAGAGCAUCGCAAUCAUAAAUCAUCGCCGCCGCCCCUAAAGUGGGGAAUUCUUUCUCUAUUUCCGUGGUGUCCAGAGAAAAAGAAAAGAAAAUCUCCCUCCUGCAAAUCUGUGGAAAGGCAAUCACACCAAUCAUUGGGAUCUGAUUGUGCAAAGUGAAAUCACAGGCUUUUGAGAGGAUUACGAAAAGCUCCAUCGUCACCAUGAAGUUAUUUAUGAAUUCAACCGUUUACGUUACAAUGAUUUUAAUCUGUUGCGUUAUAUGGGUGGCUUGCUCCUUCCCUGUUGCCAUGUCCUGCGAUUCAUGUGGACGGGAAUGUGCCAAUGCAUGCGGAACGAGACACUUCAGAACAUGCUGUUUCAAUUACCUCAAACGCAAAAGAAGUGUCCUCCCUCCGCUGAAAUAUCCCGAUGAGACAAAUGCAGACUUCCGGGAUUUAUGGUGGGCUAAAAUACAAGUGGAGAAGACAGCGAGGGAUAAUUUGCUCAACUCUGCUGACUUCUACGGAUCUGACUUCCAGCCUACUUUCCUGUUUCGCCCACGAGAUGAUACCCCGCAGUCCUUUGGUACUCACGAUGGUCACAGUGCGGAACAACUCGCGAUUGCACAUAAAGGAAAAAUCUUAGAGGAAGUUGAGGGUAACAGUGGGCAGCAAUCGCGUGGGCUGUACGAAGCAGCAUAAAAGCUCUUUUGGGAAACAAAACGUGUAAAUACAUAGAGACGAAAUUUCUGCCCGAAUUCCUCAUAUUUGUUCGCUGUGGUGAAGGCAAUGAAGAUAAACAUCCAACAGUGUGGCUGGCACUGUUGAUAUUCAUCUUCUUUGUACCCUUCUGUGGAACAUCCGCCAACGCUCAUUUGAAUCUUCAGAAGAUUUGGCACAUUUUGUACAAUUCUGCUUGCUAAUUUUGUCUUUCUUUAAUGGGUUUUUAGUUUAUAUUUAUUGAACGCUACAUUUAAAAUAAGUCUUCACGGUUAUUCCUUCCGCGCUGAACUCUACUGCAAUUUUUGCAACACUCAAUUAUAUUAAUAUUUUUCAUUUUCAUUUUAUCUCAACAUAUAAUCGUGUUGAAUUUUCCAUUUUGUUGUUGUUUUUUUUAAAUUUAAGGUACAAACAAUUAAUUAAUUUAAAAUUAAUAAUACGCUACAUUAUUAAAAAUUAUUUCUUCUUUUGCUAUAAGCUGGAAGAGAUAGUAGGUUGAUUUUUUUUAAUGAAAAUUUCAUUUUUUUUCGUUACACAAUAUGACGGUUUUUUUUGUCACAUAAUUUUUUUUAAAGUUAAUUAAUGAAACAUCCACAAUGAGAUUUAAAUUUAAAAAAUGUAAAAUGGAUAAAAGGUAUUUUCCACCCACUGGAAUUUACAUUAUAAUGUAAUUGUGUUAAUCAAUUUAACAUAAAUCAAUGUAAUGUGUACGUGUGUGUGUGUGGCAACUUGCAGUGGAAAUAAAGUUUAGCACUGAACUUUAUAAGAA